AUGUUUAUGAAAAGAGUGAGGUUUGUUUGCCUAGGGAUCCUCUUCCUGUCCCCCUUCCCAGCCAGCACCUGGGACUACUGCCAGGAGCACUGGUGUCCCCGGUCCAAUAACCACAUAGCCUGCAACAACAAUGGGACAUUUGGACGCGAGUGCCGUAGUGAGGCCAGGUUGAUACCGCUGAGCAGUCAGCAACGCACGUUCAUUGUCAACCAGGUGAACUUCUACCGCAACCAGGUGGCCUCGGGCGGGUUCUCCGGCUUUGGGGCCGCCCACCGAAUGGCCAGUGUGCGCUGGGACCCCGAGCUGGCCCAGCUGGCGGAGAUGGCGGCCAGGAGGUGCAGCCUUUCCGGCGACGAGUGCCGCAAUACCAGGCGGUUCAAGCACGUGGGUCAACUCACUGGCCACGUGAUCUUCAGCGCGGGAAAGCACAGCGACGUGGAGCUGCUGGGCCACAAGAUCUCCAACUGGUUUGGCCAGUACAAGCGGGCCACCAAGGAGCUGGGCGCCGCGGAUCCAGCCAGCGACAUUACCAGCUUCCGGCAGCUGAUCCAGGAAAGGGCCACCCACCUGGGAUGCGGGGUACUCCGACAACGAAGCCACAAGCGGUGGCACCAGCAGUUCAUCGUCUGCAACUUUGCCCGCGAGAAUGUGAAUUUGGAACCGGCCUACCAGGUGGGGGCUCUUCCUGCCUCGGGAUGCCGAGCGGGACGCAAUCCCCGCUACCCGAAUCUCUGUGCCCUCCAGGAGCACUAUGAUGUGAACGCCGUUGACAGGUUCCAGGAAAAGCGACCCAUAAGGUUCAGGAUCAAGUACAGCGGACCCAAGGCAUCGAAAGCUGUUCCUGGCCUGGCCUUUCACCCCAACAUCCGUAUGGGACCCCUUUUGUAAUAUCUACAAACAGAUGAAGUGAAUUCGUAUCUUUAAUAAUCUUCCCUCUUGUAUCUUAACUAAUAUACCUAACAAUUGUAAUUUCUAGUAUAUUAAAAGUUUACGCCUGACCAGGUCUUUUUAAAACCCCUAAAA
Drosophila biarmipes is the source of this 1023-nucleotide messenger RNA. Its product is annotated as antigen 5 like allergen Cul n 1. The record is from RefSeq and is a predicted model, not a curated record. The transcript has 2 exons. NCBI's taxonomy places the organism in Eukaryota, Metazoa, Arthropoda, Insecta, Diptera, Drosophilidae. Bases 1 to 888 code for a protein of 295 amino acids.